CCACAGUUGGCACACGGCCAAACGCCAGCAAUCGGCCAGCGGGGUCGAUAGUGAGGCGGCUGUCUCCCGAGGAGGUCAAGCGGCGACGUGAGAAGGGUCUUUGUUUUAAGUGCGAGGAGAAGUUCACUCCGGGCCAUCAGUGCAAGCAAGCCUUUGUCAUUGAAGUGGCCAACCCGGACGACGAGGAGGUUGAGGUUGAGGAGGAAUCGCAUCAGGAGGACGAGAUUGAGACCUUCAGUGAGGAGCCUGAAAUUUCGAUGCAUGCGAUGAUGGGGAUCAGAGGACCGAAAACAAUGCGACUACCAGCAUGGGUCAAGGAUCGAAGAGUAGUGGUGCUCGUAGACAAUGGUUCAUCGCAUAAUUUCAUCAAUGCUGACUUGUCGCAAAAGUUGAGAUUGCCAACCACAAAGAUCGAGCCCUUUGAGGUACGAGUAGCCAAUGGAGAGAGGUUGCAAUGCUCUGAGUCUUUUCGAAAGGUGCCGAUCAAGUUCCAAGGGGUCACGAUAAAAGCUGAUCUGUAUGCUUUACCACUAGGCCUUGAGUUGAUUUUCGAGGUCAUGGACUGUCCAAAUCGAUAUCGUGUUAUAUGCGCACAGCUUCAGUUAACCGACGAUGCCCGACUCUGGUGGAAUGCCUACUGGAGCAUGCGUCCCGGCGAGAAAGAGGGUUGUACCUGGGAGAGGCUCAAGGAGCUAAUCCGAGAGAAGUACUAUCCCACAUAUUAUAGAGCAGAGAUGGGGCGUCAUUUUCUGUCGCUCAAGCAGGGUACUCGUUGUGUUGAUGAGUACGAGAGGGAGUUUACUAGACUUGCAGCUUUUGUUCCGGACUUGGUGCGUACGGAGGCACAGAGGGCACAACGCUUCAUCGACGGGCUUUACCCAGCAGUCCGUCACAACAUUGUAGGUUACGGGACCCAGAACUAUGCUCAUGCU
Molecule: messenger RNA, 932 nt
Organism: Striga hermonthica
Lineage: Eukaryota; Viridiplantae; Streptophyta; Magnoliopsida; Lamiales; Orobanchaceae
Source: the annotation of a GenBank genome assembly